AUGGUUUUAGUUCAAGAUUUAUUACAUCCAUCUCCAGCCACUGAAGCUAAACAACACAAAUUGAAGACUUUAGUUCAACAACCAAGAUCUUUCUUUAUGGACGUUAAAUGUCAAGGAUGUCUUAAUAUCACCACUGUUUUCAGUCACGCUCAAACUGCUGUCACUUGUGACUCUUGUUCUACUGUUUUGUGUACUCCAACUGGUGGUAAAGCUAAAUUGACUGAAGGUUGUUCAUUCAGAAGAAAGUAA
Candida dubliniensis CD36 is the source of this 249-nucleotide messenger RNA. It is a transcript of the gene RPS27, whose product is annotated as 40S ribosomal protein eS27. Gene Ontology annotation, biological process: ribosomal small subunit assembly; translation. Gene Ontology annotation, molecular function: structural constituent of ribosome; RNA binding. Bases 1 to 249 code for a protein of 82 amino acids. The transcript has 2 exons. Gene Ontology annotation, cellular component: ribosome; cytosolic small ribosomal subunit. Lineage: Eukaryota; Fungi; Ascomycota; Pichiomycetes; Serinales; Debaryomycetaceae. The record is from RefSeq and is a predicted model, not a curated record.